ACACCUGCCACUAAUCACUAAUCAGGUGGGGUUACCUGCUAGUGUAUUCUGCCUUUUUGUGUUUUUGCCUUGCCUUGCCUUGCCCUUUCUUGCCCAGCCUGUCGGAAUUUUGCUUGCCAGUGGUCUACUGCUCAUAUUUGAUAAAGGGACCUUUUACUUGCACGUCACCUGCCUUCUCUGCAUCACGAGAUCAUGCCAGCCGCAACCAUGGACGGAAGUGAGCUACGGAAGAGAGGCGCUGUCCUUGGUGCUGAAGUAUCCUCAGGGACGAGACGCUCCUAAUUUACUGUGGGACUGCAACUAGGACAAUCCCAUUUUAUUCAGCUCCAGAGUCUCCAGGAAAGAGCUGAACAUGCCUAGAUAUCUGGACGGAAUCCAGCCCACAACUUUGCUGCUUCUGGUUUGUGUGGUGAACCUGAGCCGGCCCGUAUGCGUGGACAUCCCGUCGGAGACAAAAGCAGUUCUGGGAAUGAUGAUGAAGUUGACGUGCAUUUCCUGCAUGAGGCGCGAGGAGGUGAAAGCAAAGACCCAUGUCGACUGGUACUACAAGCACCUGGGCGAAAACAAUUCCAAAACUCUUAUAUAUAAGUAUAAGGUCAAUGCCACGGAAGAGGUGGACGGACCGUUUAAAGGCCGCCUGACGUGGAACGGGAGCCAGGACUUGCAAGACAUCUCCAUCAGCAUCCGUAACGUCACCAUGAACGACAGCGGCGUCUACGAGUGCCACGUGCUGCGCAAGUUCGAGUUCGACUCCUACAGUCCGUCCGCUUUCGUCAUGAAGAACAUCACGCUGCAGGUGAUCGAGAAAGCCAAUAGGGACACCGCAGCGCUCUACUCGGAGGUCAUGAUGUAUUUGCUGCUGGUCUUCUUGACCGUCUGGCUGCUGGUAGAAAUGGUCUACUGCUACCGCAAGAUCUCCAUGGCUGACGAGCUGGUGCAGGACACAGCGACCAACUACCUCGCCGUUCCCUCCGAGCAGAAAGACAACCCUGUUUCUGAGUAACUGGCGAUACUGAAGCGUCCUGGUGGGACUUCUGCACCACAAUAAAGAUGUCGGCGCUGCCAGAGUCUAGCCAACAGGACCGCCCCCUUGUGUAUUCUCCCAUGAAGAGCCAAAAAUGUCAGUUUAUUACCUUGUUAUUGUUUUUUUGUGUGUGUGCGUGUGUGUGCUAAGCUAAAGUGCCCUCUACAGUAAUACAUCAACUGUCAGAUAAACAACCUGGCAGCACUUUUUAAAGUCUAUUUGUACCAUGUAGUGCCUAUGUGAUAAAUAGAAUCCGUUACUGCUGUCAAAGAUAUCCAGCUUUUAUUGGCUGUGGUUUUUUCUACAAUAAUAUUUCAUAUAAAAACUACAGAGGUUUUAUUAUUAUUGGCAAAUAGCUUUGUAAGAAAUAUUUUUGUUUUGAAUAUGGUUAUGCAUUGCUCGUACAAAUGGCAAUAUAUAGUUUAUAUAGUAUAUGUAUAUCAUUGUGCCUCCCUACUGUAUUUCUGAUAUUUUUUAACUCCAUUCUCUGUGUAUAAAUCUUUAAUCCAUAUUUUGCUGUGAGGUCAAAGUUCCCAAAGCUUAGCCAGUUGUUGCUGGUGCUUUACAGUACAGUACAUGCGGCAACAUCAUUAUCAUCAUGCAGCCUAAGCGUAUGCAUAUUUUUAUCACUAUUUUGCAAAUGUACACACUAAUGUGAUUCAGUUAUGUGACACUGCUCCUACUGUGAUAAUUCACCACUUAGUUGAAUGCAUUCCACUCAUGUUGCCCCUCUAAAAUUGCACAUUAAAACAUGAAAUUCGUCAGACAUUGUGUGUGGAUGUUG
Molecule: messenger RNA, 1808 nt
Organism: Entelurus aequoreus (snake pipefish)
Lineage: Eukaryota; Metazoa; Chordata; Actinopteri; Syngnathiformes; Syngnathidae
Gene: scn3b
Product: sodium channel, voltage-gated, type III, beta
Exons: 7
Coding region: 353-1003 (216 amino acids)
Biological process (GO): sodium ion transport; ventricular cardiac muscle cell action potential; regulation of heart rate by cardiac conduction
Cellular component (GO): voltage-gated sodium channel complex
Molecular function (GO): sodium channel regulator activity
Source: RefSeq, a predicted model, not a curated record